Molecule: messenger RNA, 1916 nt
Organism: Tigriopus californicus
Lineage: Eukaryota; Metazoa; Arthropoda; Copepoda; Harpacticoida; Harpacticidae
Exons: 2
Coding region: 219-1799 (526 amino acids)
Molecular function (GO): protein binding
Source: RefSeq, a predicted model, not a curated record
ACAGUCUCUUGGGCUCGGUCAGUCCCGCCUUCAGCACCAGUUUCGGGGCUAAGCUCUGCGAGCGAUUGGCUCAACUCCAAGCCAAAGAGCUCCCUCUCAACGCCAUAUAACGGAUAUCCUUGCCCGUUGACCCGUGGCCAUUGUCAAACUCUGUCAGUAUUCAUUAUUCAUUUAACCCUCGAACGGACGGACGCCUUUGACACCCUCUGUGAAGCAGAAUGUCCAGGCAACCUUAUCCGAGGUCGUUUUCCCGCCCACCGUACACCAUUCCCAAUCGAAACCAUCACAGCAGCCGAGCCUUGGAGCCUCAGCGAUCGCAAGAAGAUCUGGAUCUGGAGCAGCUGGAACUGAGUUUAGGCGCUUUGGACAUUGAGGAUGCGAAGAACUUGUUCACCGUGGAGAUCAAGAAGAACUCGUUGGGCUUCGGCUUCAGCAUCAAAGGGGGAUCUUUGAGUGGCUCGGGUGGCUCGGCCGACACAUCACAAUACAUUCGUAUCAGAAAGAUCUUUCCGCUUCAACCCGCCUGGCAAACCGGUCAAUUGCGCGUGGGCGACAUCCUCAUCAAGGCCGGUGACAUCUGUCUGUGCGGACUGAAUCUCCGACAAGCCCUGGACAUCCUCCGGACCUCGCCCAAUGUUAGCGUGUUGACCGUAUGUCGACCUUUUAUGAGCCAAACGACCGAAUCUGUGAUUGAUCGGUGUUCGGUGGUGCGCAGCUACUCGGACAGCACCUCGAACCAUCGAGGGUUGGACGUGCCCAUGAUCGUGUCCUCCAAUCAGAAUGCAACCACUGAGGAAGACACCGAGGAUACCAGCUCCAUCGAGGAGGAGAUGCACGAACUCAACGCCAACUACUUGCUGCCCAAGGACCCGAGCAGUCCUCAUUUCAUCGGGCAAUUCAUCAUCACGCUCGGAAAAGUCAAAGGCAGUUUAGGCUUCACCCUCCACAAGGCCAACGACGACGAUUCGGAUUACUCGGUGAUGCGACACACCAUCAAAGGCGUGACCAAAGAGCCCGCCCUUUCGGACGGACGCAUCAAGCCGGGUGACAAGUUGAUCGCAGCCAAUGGCCAGGAUUGUGACGAUCUGUGCCACGACGAGCUGAUCCACUACCUGCGGAGUUGCACAAACCAAGUGUCCUUGAAGCUCUACCGCGACGCCUCCCGAUCUCAGACCCCGCUCUCGCCCGAGGGCGGGGGUCCCACGCCCGCCCGCUCCAAGUCAUUCGACCACCCUGCCCGCCAUAAGGAGUUGCGAUUCGAAGCCAAAGAAAUGGUUCGCUCCCUGCAGGCCAGUCGAUCCUCGUUGGAGAAGCUCGGCUCCGAGUACGGCGGCUCAACCAAUUCCUUGGGCCGUGGUCUCAAGCCGCAUGGCAAGCAUCUCAACAAUCAUCUCAGUCACUUCAAGGAUCGUCACCAUCGAUGUCGAACCACGAGCGAAUGCACCGAAGAGUCUAUUCCAGUCAUAGAAUCGCCCAUCAGUCCGGUGAAGGAGUUCCCUAACAGCUUGCCGCCCUUGCAUCUCCCUGAAGAGUCGUACAUUGUCAUGGAAGAUCUCUUGGAUAAUGAAGCUCACGAUUUUGACGAGAUCGACGGCUCGCCCGAAGUUGAAUUCCCCCGAGUGCCCACCUACGAGUCAGACCUGGUGGAGUAUGUGGCCGAGAGCGAGCUGAUCUUUGUCCAAGAGUGCCCCCAUCCCCAUCAUGAGCCGUCGCCUGUGCGACAUCGACCCACCCAGUUGGGCUUGACCUCAUCCACCAGCCUGAGCUACAGUUUUACUUACCAGCCCGGGUCAAAGUAGCUCAUUUUAAGGGUCAAAGAAAAGAGAAACGUCCACUAUUAUGAAAGUGAGGCCAGAAGAAGUUGAAAUGAUAUGACGUCUGAGGACAAUUUGAAUAGAGGUGAUUGUUGAUUUUUU